UAACGGAACGGAAUCUUCCUUCUGUUUGUGCUUCCUGAGCUUCAGUGUGUAGGCUACGUACAAAAUUGUCAUGUUGGCAUGUUUUAUUAUUUUAUGAUCAUUAAUUGGCUGCUGACAAAUUUAUAAAAUACUACUUGGUCACACAUAACGAAACUACAGAAAUCGAUCAUUAGGAUGACGACACUAUUGUCCAAGUUGUUUACUUUUAUACCUCCAAAAUUUGAACUUCCAGUUGUGAGAUACAAGCAAUUUCAUUCUUCAGGUGUAAGAUUCAAGGCAAAACUCAUUGAUGGACGUCAGAUUGCCAACACAAUACUGGCCGAGCUCAGACAGGAGACAGAGGAGUGGGUUGCGGCAGGUAAUCGACGUCCCCAACUCACAGCUCUACUGGUUGGAGAAGACCCUGCAAGCACAACUUAUGUCAAGAACAAGAUGAAGGCUGCUAAACAAGUAGGAAUCCAAACCAAAACAAUCCACUGUUUGAUGAGCAUAUCAGAGAAGGAUCUUCUACAGCACAUCCACCUUUUAAACAAUGAUCCAGAAGUUGAUGGAAUUUUAGUCCAGCUUCCAAUCCCAGACCACAUAACAGAAAGAGCGAUCUGUAAUGCCGUGGCACCAUCAAAAGAUGUAGAUGGUUUCAACAUUGUAAACGUCGGCCGUUUCUGUUUAGACAUGAGGACACUUGUCCCUUGCACACCCCUAGGAGUGCAGGAACUCAUCAAAAGAUCAGGUAUUUCAACAUUUGGAAAAAACGCAGUCGUCUGUGGUCGUUCAAAGAACGUGGGAAUGCCUAUUGCGAUGCUUCUUCAUGCGGAUGGAGCAGGUGAGACAAACGCGAUGGACGCAACCACUACGAUCUGCCACAGGUACACUCCUCCGGAACAGCUGGCCGUCUUCACCAAGACAGCUGACAUCAUUGUAUCAGCCGCAGGAGUUCCGAACCUGAUACAGGCCGAUAUGGUGAAAGAGGGAGCUUGUGUCAUUGACGUUGGAAUCACCAGAAUCAUCGACAAGGCUACUGGGAAAAAUCGUCUCGUUGGUGACGUAGACUUUGAAGGAGUCAGCGAGGUGGCUGGUCACAUCACGCCCGUGCCCGGAGGCGUGGGACCGAUGACGGUGGCGAUGUUGAUGAGGAACACACUCCUCGCUGCCAAACACGCUGUCAUCUACAACAUCCUGGACCCUGGAGCAGUCAUACAUAAGGAGGCCAGUCAACUACGUCCUUGAUCUCGGCUCUACACUGACGACCCUUGUUGAAUCCAUCGCUAAACAAGUCGCCAGUUUUUGUGUAACAGUGUUCUUUAAAGCUGCAGCUUUGAUAUCGGUGCCUUUAAUAUUUUUCUUGUUCAUCUGAUGUUGAUCUGAGUUGGACUGCUAAAAAGAAUUUUUCUAAAACAAAUGGUAUACACCAUGCUUUGUUGAGUACGAGUGGUAUGAAUUGCACAAAAAUUGCACAAUGAAACCACACAUUGUGAAUCUACCUCAAACAAUGACCUUGUGCAUGUUCAUAUUUAAAUAACUCAGAAACCGUAAAAACAACUAUUAAAGUGGGUGUAUCUUUUAUUUGAUAUGUUUGACAUUCUUAAACAAGUGACACACAUUUUGAUUAUAGACCAUUUUCUUUUUAGCUGUUCGACUGAAAAGUUUUCUUUACUGUGAUAGGUGCUAGCACACCUAAACGUGUCUUAUUUGCUCAAAGUGUUGCAUAAAAAUCUACUAGUUUAAAAUUAGUAACAUUUAUUUGCUUUAGUUAAGUCAUUAUAUUUUAUUGUGAGUAUGGAUACCAAGUACAUGGAGAGAAUUUUACCUCAAGAUUGUGAAAAACUUCAGUAUUAAAAUAAUUAUGUUACACAUCCUUAUUCUUCUCAGUCGACUAGGUAAACUAUGCUUGAUUGAAUUAUUAAUGUUGUAUUUCAAAUGCUUUGCAUUGUAUUUAGGGCCUUCUAAACCAAAAAGUAGUUUUGAGUUCCAAAAUACAGUAUAAUCUAAUUAAAAAUCUCUAUAUUAAUAUUUUUUUAUUUAACCUGGUGGAUUAUUUGUACAGGCAGGGUACUUAGUUUCAAAAUACAUUAUAAUAUAAUAUUAUUUAUAAAAGAACCCUAUUUCAAUGGAGAUAUGUUUACCAACCAGUUAACAAAGGAUGAAACUUUAAAGUUAGGUUAGGUAAUAAGGACAAGUUAGGCAAUGUAUUUUAAUCAUUACUUCAUCAAAAACCUUACCAAAAAGACCGAUUUGUCUAAAAAUGUAGAGAUAGGUAAAUGGAAGCUGGCUUUUGCUAUACCAACGUAGACAGAGUUUAAGGCUCCCUUAAUAUAACUCAGUAAUUGUGAGAAUAAAACUUCAAGUAUUCGUGAAAGUGGCAUUAAUAAAAUACAGUAGAACUCCGAAAACCCUAACUCCAACUAUUCGAGGUGCACAAAAUAACAAAGAAUCGUUAUUAAAGAAGGCUGAUGUCAUGGUCAAAGAAAAAUCUGAACAUCUCCCCGCGGUCUGCAACCAUCAUAGCCCCCCAAAGUCACAAAAGCCUUUACAGUAGACUCCCUCUUAUCCGUACACUUUUUAACCGGACAUCAGUUUAGACAUGACAUCUCUCAACCGGUCAAUUUUUAUUAGCACAGCGGUUUAACCGGACUAGAUCGGCAGGGAGUAUGCAGUACUGAAACGACUGCUCUCGUGGGAAAGAUUUGAGACCAGUGAUCACGUGUCUAAAUACAAUGCUCACCUUAAUUUAAUUCAAAUACUGUAUACAAUAUGCAUUUAAACGGUCCGUUUUAACAAGUUUUUGGGGACGUCGGUUUAACCGGAAAAACCUCCUCGGGACCAAGGCCAGUCCGGAUAAGAGGAAGUCUACUGUAUCAUCGUACCAAAAUCUUUGCAGACAUGUUCUAUGAUUGCCAUAACAUUGUAAUAUGAAAAUAUUGGUUUGAGCUCAAUGAUUCAAGCUUUGAGGAUAGGCUUAGCUUGUAAAAUCUUUAUCACUACAAGGUUAACUUCCAACGAUCCAAACUUUAGAUCAUCUGAAUGUGGUAUGGUUGGUCCCCAUGAUUAGGAUGAUUGGAGUUCUAUUGUAAAUUUAUGUAGCUCUCACAGCUUGCUUGGUAUAAUAAAUAAAGGCCUUUUAUUCAUCUUAUACUUCAUCUUGUGAAAAUUGUGGUUUAAUUUUGUAAUUUGGAUUAGUUUGUGUAAACUUAAGACUGUGCUGUGAGUUUUGUUUUCAUCCCAGAAUUUGGUUGUGAUUAUUUUGUUGUUUUAUUGAUUGCACUGUAAAAUGUAGUGAUCGCGAGAAUUUGCACUGCACCUUCACACACAAGCCUAUACACACUCAAAUCGUUUGAAAUGUUUCUGUGUGUCACUGUGUGUUAAUUCGUAAAUCAUGCAAAAUCUAAAUUGCUGAAAAAAUAAAUAUAGUAAUUAAUAACGUAUUUCUCAGUAAGGAAGUAGUGUUCACCUUUAGCAAUGUUCUCAAACACAAAUUUAAUAAAUGUUGUCUUCCUAUUCAUUAAAGCACUUAGUUCACUAUGCAAUAAGCAUUUAUUAAAAAUAUUUUGGAAGAAUGUAAAAACACAAUAAGAAAUUGUAUUCUCCUCUUUUUCAUUUGGAGUGUACUCAAGCAUAUUAAUUAGAGGCAAAAUAGUUUAAUAUAACCAACCACAAAUUUUGACAUAUGAUUUGAAUAGAUUUAAUAGAAACCUUUUUGUACUCCAAGUAAAUACACUGUAAAUCUACACGAUAAGUUUGAUUUCUCUUUGUGUGUGGAGCAGGUUAUACCAUUGAUAGUCUAUUAUUCUUUGUCAAAUCCUGUGAUGUAUAAUUUAGGCACGUCUACUUAUUUCAUAAAAUUUUGUACGUUUUUUACUGAAACAAAUUCUUGCACGUAAAGCUAUCUCUUGUAGUAUUAUUUUCUGAGAAAUGGGUCAUCUUAAUUUUUUAACUAGAAGUGAAAUUAUCCUCUUACAAGAUGUUAAAAUGAUAUUUUACUGUUAAACUUCAAAAUGUUUAUAUUUAAGUGUCAAAACGUUUUCUACCAGUGCUGUGCUAGUUCUGUUCUUUAUUAGGCCUACUUAGCCAGUGCUUUCAAAUUUCUAGAACAAAACUUGUAAGCUUGUUGUUCCAAUUCAAAGAAUACAUAAGAUGACUAGCACGUUGGGACUUAAAACUUUCACAUGAGCUCAGCAAUAAUUAUUUUGGAGCAGGAAAAUCGCUGCAUAUUCCUUGUGCUAACCUAUUUAUCUACUCUAUUUAUUAACUCUCACGUUGGAUCUUGUAUGAUUGUAUAUGCUUGCAAAACAUGUUCAUGGUUUCAAGAAAUAGCUUUUAUUAUACUAGGACUGUUAUAAAUGUUUUUAUUUUGUUGUUUUUACUGUCUACGAACUAGGACUUCUGUUUUUAUAUUUACAAUUGUUCUUAAAGUUUUUGCUACAAAAAU
Macrosteles quadrilineatus (aster leafhopper) is the source of this 4426-nucleotide messenger RNA. Its product is annotated as bifunctional methylenetetrahydrofolate dehydrogenase/cyclohydrolase, mitochondrial-like. Gene Ontology annotation, cellular component: mitochondrion. Lineage: Eukaryota; Metazoa; Arthropoda; Insecta; Hemiptera; Cicadellidae. Gene Ontology annotation, biological process: tetrahydrofolate interconversion. The transcript has 8 exons. The record is from RefSeq and is a predicted model, not a curated record. Gene Ontology annotation, molecular function: methenyltetrahydrofolate cyclohydrolase activity; methylenetetrahydrofolate dehydrogenase (NAD+) activity; methylenetetrahydrofolate dehydrogenase (NADP+) activity. The coding region runs from base 175 to 1227 and encodes 350 amino acids.